Eurytemora carolleeae is the source of this 2346-nucleotide messenger RNA. RefSeq lists its product as uncharacterized. NCBI's taxonomy places the organism in Eukaryota, Metazoa, Arthropoda, Copepoda, Calanoida, Temoridae. Bases 181 to 1224 code for a protein of 347 amino acids. The record is from RefSeq and is a predicted model, not a curated record. The transcript has 4 exons.
CCUAUCAGAGAUAUUAAUAUAGAUACUAGUUACGCAAAGCUUAUUAUCACAUGAAAUCCAUAAUGUACCCCAAAACAUCAUUGUGAAGUGAAAAGUGCUUUAUCAGAAAAUGAAAAAGCAUAAAAAAUAUUCCGUAAAAAUAGCUAUAACUAUAAAAAAAACCUUUGAAAGGUUGUCGAAAUGAUUGGAUUAAAAAGAACCGGAGUUCAAACAGGAGGACUAGUUCUUCUCUUCCUUCUCACGUUAAUAUACAUUUCUCCCGUUAACAUUAUAAAUCCUACCCUGGAAUCAAAUCUAAGUAAAGAUUCAAAUACAACCAUUGUAAGAUUUAAAUUAGAACACUGUAACUGUGAGCGAACCCUGGAGAUAUUUAAAAAUGAAAAUGAACCCCUGUUCAACUCUACAACCUGUGGUAUGGACGCAUUCCGACGUGGUUCUCAUCAACGAACUAUCGGGUUCUCAUUCUACGGAGAUCCAAGGACUCCUAGGCACAAGUCCAAACAGUACUUUCAGGGUAUAUCAGAGAACCUGAACCUCCUUCCAAGGUUCUAUCCAGGUUGGACUAUGAGACUGUAUUAUGAUCUAGCUCCUAAUGAUCCUCUGCUGGUAGAUCUGUGUUCCCUGGCCUGUAAGGACUCGAACCUGGAUCUCUGCUACGUGAAGAAUCUACCCGGAGUACCGAUGAAAGAUGCUACAAAGGUUUUUGCAAUGAACUGGAGAUUCUUUCCAACCCUUGAUCCUCAGGUUGACCUGUAUGCUAGUCGUGACCUGGACAGUAGGUUUACAAGUAGAGAAGAGGCAGCCGUAAAGGAGUGGAUGGAGUUGGGUCAACCUAUUCAUUCUAUGCGGGAUCAUCCGGCUCAUACUACACCCUUCCUGGGAGCAGCUUGGGGGGCCAGGAUAGAUACAGAUAAUAUCAGGCAUAAGUGGGUUCGAUCUUGGGAGAAGAUAUUAAAGGAUCCUGAAACCUUUGCGGAGAGGAAUAUGACGGGUCCAGAUCAAACUAUUCUUGCAAGAUAUAUCUGGGAGUGGGGUCGUCAUAUGUCUGUUCAGCACGACGCGUACACGUGUCACAAGUUCUCAAACACCAUAGGCUGGCCCACACAGCGACUCAAAGGAAGCAAUAAUUUUGUCGCCGCUGUCGUCGGAGAUGCCGGAGGACUUUGGCGAAAAUGUCCGAAAAAGUGUCGACGCAAGGGACACUUGGACUGGGAACACUGCUGAUUAAAUUGUAGUACUUGAAAUAUGAAAACAAUAAGUUCAUAAACCAAUGUUGUAAACUAAGGUUGGUUACUCACGAUGCGCUCCAAUGUACGAUAAAUGUCGUCUCCUGCGAUAGAUAGAUAAAAACCUUAUAUGGCGUCACUAAUUACAGAGGUGACUUGAGAGUGACGUCAUAUAAGGAUUUUACCUAUCUAUCUCAGGAGACGACAUUUUUUAGCACAUCAAGAGUAACCAACCUUGCCAUAAACACAAAUACUGAAAAAUGCUGUAAUCUUCUUUACAGGUUCUGUCGUCUUCACUUCAAGGGCCCCUCCAUGGUAAGAGGGACAUGCCUGAUUCCCAACAGUACCCUUUAAACCUUUAGUUAAGCAAUGAUGUGAAAUAUAACAUCGUUUUUUUAUUCGAGAAGUCUGAUAAAUUCUACAUCGUUUUCCUGCAGCAUAGAGAAACAACAUUUGUAAAAGUAUCCGGAACAGUACCGUUAUUAAAUAAAACAUGUUUUACAACAAGAUAAAUGAAAAAAAAAUUAAAGUGAUUUAAAUCUCGAAAUCUGAAAUCUUUGAUUAAGUUUUAUUUAAUCUUGUAAUUAAUAUGUUUAAAAAAUGUAGGAAAAUGUGAUGAAAACUUUCUCAGACUCAGACUGAACAAUUUAGUUCUUUAUCUUAUCAUGCACCCUAAACUGCAGCUGUAACUUGUAUGAGCUUAAUUUAAAGAAAACUAAGAGCUUAGUCUGGCAUUUUAAAAUUCAUAUAAAGGAACUGAUUAAUUGCCUCAACCUCUAAUUUUAUAACCCUAAAUCUUUGUAACCUGGUAAUAUGUUCCUAAGAUGACUGUAACCGAAACGGUGACUGUAUAGGCAACAAAAUAGAAUUUACAGAUAAAAAUUAUUUUAAAUGAAUAUAGAUGGUACAGGGAUACCCACAAGGCAUCGAUACUUAUUUAUUUUCAUGUAUCAACGUUUCAAAGAUUAUAUUUUAGGUAGGAGUACGAAUUUAACCAUAAGAAAUCAUAGAUGUUUGAAACAUAAAAGUCUCAGUCUGUGUGGGAAACCCUUCAUCUACUUUCUGUAAAUCAAAUAAGAAAACAACUGCUAUUAUGCUCCAUAAUGUUAAUUUGAUUUAU